Molecule: messenger RNA, 2520 nt
Organism: Neoarius graeffei (lesser salmon catfish)
Lineage: Eukaryota; Metazoa; Chordata; Actinopteri; Siluriformes; Ariidae
Product: piggyBac transposable element-derived protein 4-like
Exons: 4
Coding region: 1-2520 (839 amino acids)
Source: RefSeq, a predicted model, not a curated record
AUGGUGGAUGGUGACCUGGAUGUGGAAGGUCUGAGUAAUGCGGUCAGCUGUAGCAUAAUUAGUGCAGCAGGGAUGGCAAUACCAAAAUCUAAACCCAAGAAUCUUACCAGGAUUGUCCCAUGGUGGACUGAGGAAUGCAGACAGGCUAUUAAGCAGAGAAACAGAGCAUUUAGACACCUAAAGAGAAUACACAAUGUUCAGAGCCUUAUUGAUUAUAAGCAGCAACAGGUGGUUGUAAGGAAAGCUGUUAAGCAAGCAAAGAAAGAAUACUGGAGGAAAUUCUGUGAUUCUAUUGGCAGAACUACCCCAAUAGAGAGAGUGUGGGGUAUGAUUAAAAAGAUGAAGGGAAAUGGAAAAGAGUACGAGUAUCCAAUGUUGGUCGAUGGUGAAAAGAUAAUUACUGACAGUAAGGAGAAAGCAGAAACUAUAGCAAAGACGUUAGUUAAGGUACACAGUACGGACAACUUAAGGCAGGAAGAGAAAAGAUGGAGAGAAGAAACCACUAGAAAAUAUCAGUUUGAGCUAGAGGCAGGUGAAGAGGAGGAGGUGUUGAAUACUGCAUUUACAAGGGCAGAGCUUAGCUGUGCACUAAGGAAGUUGGGGAAGACGUCUCCAGGGAAGGAUGGGAUCUGCUACACUAUGCUGGAGAAACUAACCGAAAAGGGGCAGGAUGUGCUGCUAAAUAAGUUUGAAGAAGAGGAUGAGCAUCAGCCAGGUCCAAAAAGUAAAAUAGCCUCAGGACCAGACUGGCAGAAGCAGCCUGGACGAUAUGAGCAGCAAGGACAAGCCUCUGAACAGUUGGCGCCAGGACCAGCCUGUGAGGAGCCAGCUGUAGGACCAGCCCGUCAGCCUGCUUCAAAACGCAAGCGAGCCUCAGGACCAGCCUAUGAGAGGACAGAAUUAGGACCAGCCUGUGUGGAGCCAGCCGUAGGACCAGCCCGUCAGCCUGCAUCAAAACGAAAGAGAACUUCAGGACCAGCCCGCCAGCAGGAAGUCACAAGAUCAGCCACUGAGCAGCCAGGCAUAGGAUCAGACUGUCAGCAGCUUGAAAAUGACAACAUAUGGAUGUCAAAAGAUGGCAGAAUUGAAUGGUCUUCCUGUUCAAGAAAUGAAGCCCCCUGCCUGGCUGCCAAUGUGAUUAAGAUGAUACCAGGACCUACACGUUUGGCAGUCACUCAUGCACAAGACAUCAAGUCUUCUUUUGACCUUUUCAUGACAUACCCCAUCAAGAAAAUCAUUCUGGAUUGCUCCAAUUUAGAAGGAAGCAGAGUUUUUGGAGAGAGGUGGAAGGGUUUGGAUGAAACUGAUUUGGAUGCUUACUUUGGGGUUCUCAUCCUGGCAGGUGUUUUUAGGUCCAAAGGGGAGGCCACAGAAUCCCUGUGGCAUGAAGAAACAGGCAGAGAACUGUUUCGUUCAAUAAUGCCUCUGAAAACAUUCAAAAUGCUUUCCAGGAUCAUCCGUUUUGAUGACCGUGAGGACAGACCAGCUCGACGCCAGAGAGACAAAUUAGCAGCCAUCAGGACAGUGUGGGACAAGUGGGUGGCCCGUCUCCCACUGCUUUACAACCCUGGGCCCAAUGUCACCGUCGAUGAGCAGCUGAUGCCAUUUCGGGGCCGCUGCCCAUUUCGGCAGUAUAUACCAUCUAAGCCUGCUAAGUAUGGCAUAAAGAUUUGGGUUGCCUGUGAUGCUGCUUCAUCAUAUGCUUGGAACCUGCAAGUCUACACAGGGAAACACACUGGAGGAACACCUGAAAAAAAUCAAGGUAUGAGAGUGGUCCUCGAUAUGGCUCAGGGGCUUUCUGGGCACAACAUCACAUGUGAUAAUUUUUUCACAUCACACCAGUUGGGGCAGGAGCUGCUGAAGCGUAAACUGACAAUGCUUGGAACAGUACGCAAAAACAAGACAGAGCUCCCUCCCCAGCUGCUGAAAACAGAGGAAAGGCCUGUUCAAUCAUCGAAGUUUGCAUUCACAGCUGACACAACCCUGGUAUCGUACGUCCCAAAGAAAGGGAAAAAUGUGGUACUCAUGAGUACUCUGCACCGGGACGGGAGAAUCUGUGGCCAGGACCAUCAAAAGCCUGAGAUGAUCCUGGAUUAUAAUGCCACAAAAGGAGGGGUGGCCAACCUUGACAAGCUGGUGACCUCUUACAGCUGCAAAAGGAGGACCCUACAAUGGCCUCUGGUGAUAUUUUUCGACAUCUUAGAUAUCUCCGCUUACAAUGCCUUCGUCAUUUGGAUGUCACUGAGCCCAGAGUGGAAUAGAGGAAAGCUGCAGAAGAGGCGUCUCUUUCUUGAGGAAUUGGGGAAAAUGCUGGUGAGACCUCAAAUUGUUAGAAGACAACAUCUUCCAAGAUCCUCAGUCUCUGCAGCCAUCGUGCGGAGAAUUCAGGAGGAAGAUGAUGGUGCCACAUCCUGCCAAAUCACAGAACCAGCAGCAGUACCUGAGAAUGGGGCCAGCAACAAAAAGAAGCGCUGUGAAGUGUGUGGGCCCAAGAUGGACAGAAAAACACGCCUGGCAUGA